GAUACGCAAGAACUCACUCAUCAGUUUGUUGUGUGUUUGAGAAAUAGUUUAAUUUUAGCUAGUUUUGUUGCUCAUUUAGUUACAUGCUCAUUUUAAAAUGGACAACAUUGGAAGUUUAGAAGUCAGGUGGAUACAAGGCUUUACAAACAAGAGUAUCGACUUUGUGGACAAUGAAACAGUAUGUUACAUAUGUGGGAGUCAUAUCUGUUUCCUGAACAUGGAGACAAAAACCCAAAGUGUGUUUCAGAGUCCUGGCAGAGGCAUUGGUGCAUUAACAGCUAACAGCAAGAGUGGGAUUUUUGCUUUCUCUGAGCAAAAACUAUCCCCCUCUAUAUUUGUGUACAUUUUCCCCGAGCUUCAGUUGAAGAAUGAGCUAAAAGGAACAGCCCAACUGGACUACACAUCUCUGGCAUUAUGUGAUGGUGGUCCUUAUUUGGCCUGUUGCUCCACUCUUCCUGACCACACCAUUACAGUGUGGAACUGGGAAAAUGCUGAGUCACUUUGUACACAACCACAUGCUGGAAAAGAUGUCAUUUCUUUGGUUUCCUUUGAACUGGUACCAGCUUUGUGCUUUGGGUGCUACAUCCCUCACUGUCUGGAAUAUUGAGAAGAGUGCCAGCUUUCAUGUCCUGAAACCAAGUACGAUAGAGUUUCCAGCAAAAGAUGGGUCCAUUAUUGAGAGACUGUCACCCACCCUUCACAUGACUAAACCUUGUACCAGAGCCAGACUGACUCCUUCUGCCAUCUGCUGGACAGCCACAUCAGAGCUUUAUGUGGGCUGUGAGGAGGGCUUUCUGCUCCUUGUUGAUCCAGAAAGCCUUUCUGUCUCACUUCUCUUCAACCCCACAACUGCAGAUGCCACCUCUGAACUCCAAGAGAGCAGCUUUCAAAGCCUAACCUUUAAUAAGAACAAUCUGAUCGCUGUAGGGAAGGUACAAACCCAUGCACCUUUUAACACCUGUAUGAUGUCUUUAAACAUAACAGAUCCUCCAUUAAUUUGCCGCAAUCAUGCAUUGCUCACAGUCAAAUCAAAGCUUAAGAGCUCAGGCCGUACACAGUGUUAAGAGUAUGUCUUUAAAUAUCAGUGUUACCAGAAGUAAUGUUACUAAUAGAAGAUGCACCUCUAUAAGUUGUGGCUGAUAUCUAAUAUAGAUAUGCUGUGCUUUUUUUUUCCAGCAGAUGCUUUAUUCACUCCAGAGAAGCUACCCAGUGUGUUGUUCAGCAGUGAAUUCAAUUUUACAUAACAUCUAGUACAAAAAUAGCAUCUGAUUGGUCAGUGAUGUCUGUCUGUCUCUAUAAUAAGUAGUAACAAGUAAUCUACAUGAAAGAUAAUACUUUUAGAAAUGCUUUCUAACAGAAAUACCUCUCAUACUGUACAGGUCCAAACAGAAACAGCAUUUAUCAAACAGUACAGCAGUGUUUUGUUUUCAGUCAUACUGCUGCAAGUCUGAUGGCAGCUAUUAAGAGUUCUAAUUUCCUUUUUUUAUUACUUUU
Molecule: messenger RNA, 1494 nt
Organism: Amphiprion ocellaris (clown anemonefish)
Lineage: Eukaryota; Metazoa; Chordata; Actinopteri; Pomacentridae
Product: cilia- and flagella-associated protein 43-like
Exons: 7
Coding region: 420-1064 (214 amino acids)
Molecular function (GO): protein binding
Source: RefSeq, a predicted model, not a curated record